AUGUCGCCCUCUCUUCAAUCCCUGCUCACCCUCACAACCCUUGUAGGCUCGGCCCUCGCUUCGCCUCUCCCCGAGUUACCCCAGCUCCUCACCCGCGCAGUCAGCGACUUUGAGUGCUACAACGCCAGUCUUCCCAACAUCACCAUCUACGCUACCGGAGGCACAAUCGCCGGUUCAGCUGGAUCUUCUGACCAGACAACGGGCUACAAGGCUGGUGCUUUGGGUAUCAAGACUUUGAUCGACGCUGUUCCCCAAUUAUGCAACGUCUCCAACGUUCGGGGCGUGCAGAUCGCCAAUGUUGAUAGUGGAGACAUCAAUUCUACUAUUCUGACUACGUUGGCGCAUCGUAUUCAGGAUGAUCUUGAUAGCGAGCAUAUGCAGGGUGUUGUUGUGACGCACGGCACUGAUACCCUCGAGGAGUCAUCUUUCUUCUUGGAUCUUACUGUCAAGAGUGAGAAGCCUGUUGUUUUGGUGGGCUCUAUGCGCCCUGCUACGGCUCUUUCUGCUGAUGGCCCUCUCAACCUCCUCUCUGCUGUUAGACUUGCUAGCAGCAAGAGCGCUAUGGGUCGAGGAGCCAUGAUCGUUCUCAACGAUAAGAUUGCCUCUGCGCGAUACACCAUCAAGACCAACGCCAACUCUCUCGACACCUUCAAGGCCGAAGAUCAAGGCUAUCUCGGCUCGUUCGAGAACGUCGAGCCUAUCUUCUGGUACCCCGCGACUCGACCCCUCGGCCACCACUACUUCAACAUCAGCACCAGCUCCACCAAGACUGCUCUCCCUCAAGUUGACGUGCUGUACGGUCAUCAAGAGACUGACCCCAAGCUUUUCCAAGAAGCUAUUGAGAACGGUGCCGAGGGCAUUGUUCUCGCUGGUCUUGGCGCUGGAGGAUGGCCUGAUAAGGCUGUCGAGGAGAUCAAGAAGGUUCUUAAUGAGACAGAGAUUCCUGUCGUUGUUAGCCGACGCACUGCUUGGGGAUAUGUUGAUGAGCGACCUUUUGGUAUUGGAGCUGGAUACUUGAAUCCUUCCAAGUCUAGAAUUCAGCUUCAGCUUGCUUUGGAGAAGAAGCUUUCUAUUGAGGAGAUCAAGGACAUUUUUGAGUAUGCUUCUUAG
Fusarium tjaetaba is the source of this 1110-nucleotide messenger RNA. RefSeq names its product ASP3-1-asparaginase II. Bases 1 to 1110 code for a protein of 369 amino acids. The record is from RefSeq and is a predicted model, not a curated record. The transcript has a single exon. Lineage: Eukaryota; Fungi; Ascomycota; Sordariomycetes; Hypocreales; Nectriaceae. Gene Ontology annotation, molecular function: asparaginase activity.